Molecule: messenger RNA, 1001 nt
Organism: Nestor notabilis (Kea)
Lineage: Eukaryota; Metazoa; Chordata; Aves; Psittaciformes; Psittacidae
Gene: KLF2
Product: Kruppel-like factor 2
Exons: 2
Biological process (GO): regulation of transcription by RNA polymerase II
Molecular function (GO): DNA-binding transcription factor activity, RNA polymerase II-specific; RNA polymerase II cis-regulatory region sequence-specific DNA binding
Source: RefSeq, a predicted model, not a curated record
AGCAGCGGCUUUUACCAGACAAACCCGUCCCCGGGAUGCUACAGUGCCCUGGAGCAGGGCAGCCCCCCGCCCUACACCGCCGGCAUGGUGCCGGAGAUGAUCCACUCCGAGAUGGACUCCAACUAUUGCCCUCCUGGCAAUGUCCACGGGCGGUUCUUCGUGACACCCACCUUCGGGGGCCCGCAGUUCGUUGAGAACAUUAAGCCCGAGCCUGACAUGGACAAUUAUGGACCGGUCCUGGGUCUGGUGCCCCAGGCUUGCCCAAAGAUCAAGCAGGAGGGCAGUGCAACCUGCAUGAUGGCCUAUGAGCAGCCCCGGGUGGCCAGCUCCCCCCAGAUCCCUGGGGCAGAGACACCCCCACUGAGCCCCGACGAUCUCAUGGUGAAUGACUGCCACACACAGAUGAUGUGCCCCUCGUCCGUGUCCUUCCAGCAAAGCUACCACCCAGCCUCCAGCUUCCACCACCCGCAGACCCAUCUCCAGUACCAGAACACCUCCCAGUUUGGCCUUUUUGAGGACAGCCUGCCCCUACAACCCUCUGCUCCCAGAGGCAUGCUCACCCCUCCUUCCUCCCCUCUGGAGCUGCUGGACUCCAAACCCAAAAGAGGACGUCGGUCCUGGCCGCGGAAGAGGACGGCUACUCACACGUGCACCUAUGCGGGUUGUGGGAAGACCUACACCAAGAGUUCGCACCUGAAGGCCCACCUCAGGACGCACACAGGUGAGAAGCCCUACCACUGCAACUGGGAAGGCUGCGGCUGGAAGUUCGCUCGCUCCGACGAGCUCACCCGUCACUAUCGCAAGCACACCGGGCACCGGCCCUUCCAGUGCCACCUCUGCGACAGGGCGUUCUCCAGGUCAGACCACCUGGCUUUGCACAUGAAGCGGCACAUGUAGCCCUUAGAGGCUCUGCCCUGCCAACAACGGACGUUAUUUAACUGCUCAGGUGCAGAAGCGUGAGAAACCUGUAGCUGGUACUACGUAGGGAGGCACCGACGCUC